UUCUCCUAUCACUGCUACCGUAACCCAUUUCACAAUUCACAAACUCCCUCUGCAAUUUACCAGUGUAGUCAAGAAUAUAUACAAUCUAUAUUUCAUACAUGUACAAAUCGUGUUUAUAUAUAUGUAUCAUUGAGGGCAUGAUCAGCAGAUUGAUUAACUUCAAAUCAAGAGUGAAAUCUUUCUGCCAAACCAAACACAGAUUCUCUCGGAUUUUUUCUCUACCAAUGCCUGCCGUUCCUUGCUCUCACUUUCACUCUUUUUGAUUAAUCUGCUGAUUUUCUACGUAUUUAUUUCGAAAAUAGGAAAUCCCACCAAGAAAACCAAGGAGAAAUAUCUAGAAUCUAGGGUUUAGUCAACUGAAGUUUCUGCACUGAUUUUUUGGUUGAUGGCAUUCUUGUGAAAAAAAGAGUAUAUGGCGACUGCUGCAACUUCUAGGGGAUUUACGAUGCCGUUUAAUUUGAGGCUGAGGAGAGCUGACGUGGCGACUUUGAAUGAUAAGAAUGGGGUUUUGGAGAUGCGGAGGAAGAAGAGGAGGCUGUUGACGAGUGAUUGGGGAGUGGUUAAGUGUUGCUGUUCGGAUUCUGUUGUUCCUAUUCGGAUGGCUACAGGAUCGGGCAAUAAUGUGGAGAAGUGUGAGGACUGGAGGUUCGACAUGAAGAAGAGUCAGAAUUCUCAGGUGGUUCGGGCCCCCGCUAUGCGCUUUGCUUCUCCUCAACCUCGAUUUAUUUCAAAACAAGAUAAAUUCUUUCCUCGCUGCAGUCCAAGAAAUUCAGGUCCUCAGUCUCGUGAUUCUCCUCCUAAACGAGAUACUGGUAUUGCAAACGAGAAAGACUGGGGUAUCAGUUUGUUAAAUGAAAAUGUUAAUGAAUCUGGGACCAAUGAAGAUGGCAGUACUUGGUAUCGAGAAAGUGGGGAGGAUCUUGGAGAAAAUGGUUACCGAUGUAGAUGGACGAGAAUGGGUGGUCAGAGCAAUGACGGCACCUCAGAGUGGAAAGAAACUGUGCGUACUUACUAUUAUAUGAUGUUUCUAUGUGAAAGGUGGGUGGUGGAAGGAAGUGAAGAGAGAAAGAAAGAAACAAAGAGGUUAAAUAUGCAUUCUCCCAAUGACAUCAUGAAACUUGAAGAAGCUUUUGGCAGUUUGGUUGCUAUAGAAUUUCUUCUGAUUAAGUACAAUAACCGGACCUCUAUUUUUAGAAGUUUCGGAAGAAAAAAUGAUAUGACUUGUAAGUCAGGGAUUGGCUGGGUGGGGGAUUCAAAUUUCACCCGAGAAAAAUAUACCGUGCUGGUUAUGGAGACCAUACAAUGUGUGUUGCUUGGAAGUGAAUAUCCUUAUGACCUAUCUUUACUGCUCCAAAAGAAUGUGGAGUUGACUGGCCUUAAAGCUAAACCUGUAUUUGAAAAAGUAGCCUGCAUCAGUAAAGUAACUAUUCAAAAAGAUAUCUGCUUGAAGUUGGUUAAAAAUUUAUGCCUUCUAAACAGGUGGGAAAAAUAUGAUGCGAAAGGCUGGACUGAGAAAGGGGCACAUAAAUAUGGUAGAUUGAAUGAACAAUCAUGGUGGGAAAAAUGGGGAGAACAUUAUGAUGGGAGAGGAUCAGUCCUAAAAUGGACAGACAAAUGGGCUGAGACUGAACUUGGUACCAAGUGGGGAGACAAGUGGGAAGAAAAAUUCUUUGCUGGCAUUGGUUCACGUCAAGGGGAGACAUGGCAUGUAUCACCCCGUGGUGAAAGAUGGUCGAGGACAUGGGGUGAAGAGCACUUUGGAAAUAGCAAAGUGCACAAGUACGGUAAAAGCACAACUGGAGAAAGCUGGGAUAUUGUGGUAGAUGAAGAAACUUAUUAUGAGGCUGAUCCCCAUUAUGGAUGGGCCGAUGUUGUGGGUGAUUCGACGCAGUUGCUGUCCAUCCAACCCAGGGAAAGACCUCGUGGAAUCUACCCGAAUCUUGAUUUUGGCUCUACGCCGCCUACAGAUGAACCACCAGAUGAAUCUUCCCCGUCACAAUGAAACCGGUUUCAAUAGUUAAUGUGGUUAACAUAGGCGGUCUGAAAGAUUUUCGACAUUAUUUGAUAUUGCUGAACUUGUAUGACAGAAUGAUCUCCUGUUUGUUCAUCAUUAUGUUCAUUCUUUUGUUUUUUCUAGCAUUCAAAUUCGAAUUGGACUGUAAAGCCAUUUGUUUGUCAGCAUCAUUGGCUGAUGUUUCUGCAGUUUCGUCCUUGCUUCUAA
This is a messenger RNA of Olea europaea var. sylvestris, 2221 nucleotides long. RefSeq lists its product as uncharacterized. Lineage: Eukaryota; Viridiplantae; Streptophyta; Magnoliopsida; Lamiales; Oleaceae. The record is from RefSeq and is a predicted model, not a curated record. Gene Ontology annotation, biological process: starch metabolic process; regulation of starch metabolic process. The transcript is spliced from 13 exons. The coding region runs from base 413 to 2002 and encodes 529 amino acids. Gene Ontology annotation, cellular component: chloroplast stroma; starch grain. Gene Ontology annotation, molecular function: starch binding.